This is a messenger RNA of Brassica oleracea var. oleracea, 1616 nucleotides long. RefSeq names its product elongation factor Tu, mitochondrial-like. Bases 69 to 1430 code for a protein of 453 amino acids. The transcript is spliced from 12 exons. Gene Ontology annotation, cellular component: mitochondrion. The record is from RefSeq and is a predicted model, not a curated record. Lineage: Eukaryota; Viridiplantae; Streptophyta; Magnoliopsida; Brassicales; Brassicaceae. Gene Ontology annotation, molecular function: translation elongation factor activity; GTP binding; GTPase activity. Gene Ontology annotation, biological process: mitochondrial translational elongation.
GAUUUAUCUUUCUUCCUCUCUCUUACUCUCUGUGGCUCUAGCCAUUUCUCUUUUGCGUAAAAGUCAAAAUGGCCUCCGUCGCUCUUCGAAACCCAACCUCGAAGCGUCUACUUCCCUUCUCUACUCAGAUCUACUCACGCUGCGGUGGUUCCAUCUCUUCGUCUCCCUCGAUCUCUCACUCGAUCGGAGGAGGAGAUGAUCUAUCUCCCUCAAGCUUCGGAGCUUCCCUGUGGAGAUCCAUGGCCACCUUUACACGAAAUAAACCUCAUGUUAAUGUCGGAACGAUCGGGCAUGUGGAUCACGGGAAGACCACUUUGACUGCUGCAAUCACAAAGGUUCUUGCUGAGGAGGGCAAAGCUAAAGCUAUUGCCUUUGAUGAGAUUGAUAAAGCUCCUGAGGAGAAGAAGAGAGGAAUUACCAUUGCCACGGCUCAUGUGGAGUAUGAGACUGCUAAGCGUCACUAUGCUCAUGUUGAUUGCCCUGGACACGCUGAUUAUGUUAAGAAUAUGAUUACUGGAGCUGCACAAAUGGAUGGUGGGAUUCUUGUGGUUUCAGGUCCAGAUGGACCCAUGCCUCAGACCAAGGAACAUAUCCUACUUGCCCGUCAGGUUGGUGUUCCAUCACUUGUGUGUUUCCUGAACAAAGUCGAUGUGGUGGAUGAUCCAGAGUUAUUGGAGCUUGUAGAGAUGGAACUACGUGAACUCCUCAGCUUCUACAAGUUCCCUGGUGAUGAUAUCCCAAUCAUCCGGGGAUCUGCUCUGUGUGCACUUCAGGGCACAAACGAUGAAAUUGGAAGGCAAGCUAUAUUGAAGCUUAUGGAUGCUGUCGAUGAGUACAUACCUGACCCUGUUCGUGUGCUUGACAAGGCUUUCUUGAUGCCUAUUGAAGAUGUUUUCUCAAUCCAAGGACGUGGAACUGUUGCAACCGGACGUAUUGAGCAAGGAGUCAUCAAAGUUGGUGAAGAAGUUGAGAUAUUGGGUUUAAAAGACGGACCUCCAAUGAAAUCUACUGUAACUGGGGUUGAGAUGUUCAAGAAGAUUUUGGAUAAUGGACAGGCUGGUGACAAUGUUGGACUUCUUCUGCGUGGGCUCAAGAGAGAAGACAUUCAGCGUGGAAUGGUGAUUGCUAAGCCUGGUUCAUGCAAGACAUACAAGAAGUUUGAAGCGGAGAUCUAUGUGCUCACAAAGGACGAAGGUGGACGUCACACUGCUUUUCUCUCCAACUACAGGCCUCAGUUCUACUUGAGGACUGCAGAUAUCACUGGGAGAGUAGAGUUACCAGAUGACGUGAAGAUGGUUAUGCCUGGUGACAAUGUCACUGCUGUUUUCGAGCUUAUCAUGCCUGUCCCACUCGAAAUAGGUCAAAGAUUUGCCCUGAGGGAAGGAGGUAGAACAGUUGGAGCUGGUGUUGUAUCAAAAGUGAUGACUUGAAGAGUUCUCAAAAGGCAUCUCUAGGAACCCAUCAAUGAUGUGAUUUAUUUCUUCUUUUUGUUCCUCUGCUUUGAGAUUUCAGCUAUAUCAAAUAACACAGAGAGAAGCAUAAUUUAAGUUUCCAACUCUUGAUUUGUUGCUUCCUACUCUGAAAAAACUAGUCUCUUUAAAUUCUCAUUUUCUGCA